This is a messenger RNA of Haliaeetus leucocephalus (bald eagle), 1026 nucleotides long. RefSeq names its product PHD finger protein 13-like. The coding region runs from base 1 to 1026 and encodes 341 amino acids. Lineage: Eukaryota; Metazoa; Chordata; Aves; Accipitriformes; Accipitridae. The transcript has 6 exons. Gene Ontology annotation, biological process: mitotic chromosome condensation. Gene Ontology annotation, molecular function: chromatin binding. The record is from RefSeq and is a predicted model, not a curated record.
AUGGAGCCGGGGUUGGGUGUCAGCUCUGGCGGGCGCUGGAUCCGGUUGUGCCCAAAUCACCGGAAACGACAGAGGACCGUGGAGGAUUUCAACCAGUUCUGCACCUUCGUUUUGGCCUACGCAGGCUACAUCCCCUACCCUGAAGAGAAUGAGCCCUGGACUCACGGAGGCAGCAUGAGUCCCCAGAACAGCACAGGGAGCACUCAGGACAGCGAUAGCUGGGCCUCAUCCCACUCCUCCGACUGCCAUGUCCUGACAGAUGACGGAAGGAACAGGAACGCCAUGGCCAGGGCGGCUGCGGACAACAGCCUGCUCAUGAGCUGCCCUGCCUUCCCCACCGGCUUCUAUGAUGUCCGGCCCCAGCAAACCAAACGGAAGAAACCACCAGCAAAGAAACUCAUUUUGGAGCAGGAGGUGGAGAAGAGGGUGCCGCUGAGCGCUGGGAAGGGCUUUGGGGCAGAGCAGGACAGGGUGAAGGAGCUGGCUGCGCUGGAGGGACAGCUGCCUCCCGUGAAAGAGCAACUCUUGGAGCCUUCCCUCAACCCGGCUGGGGACCCUCAGCCCAACUCCCUCCUGGAGGAGCUGAUGAAGGAGAAGGACUGGAUGCAUGGAGCGCAGGGGACCGAGAAGCCAGCAGGAGAUGAUCCUCAGCUAAAGGAGCACGACCCCUGCCCUGGAGGGAGGAAAAGCCCCAGUUCUUGUAGUACUUUGGACCAAAGUGAAGGGGAAGAUGCGAGCAGAGGGAGCUCCCAGCUUAGCGCAGUUGAGUUCGCGGCAGCUCCCAACACCAAAGCAGAAGAUGAUGACGCCUGGGAUCUGAUCACCUGCUUCUGCCUGAAGCCCUUCGCAGGGAGGCCCAUGAUUGAAUGUAACGAAUGCGCUACCUGGAUCCACCUCUCCUGUGCCAAGAUCCGCAAAUCCAACGUGCCUGAGGUUUUCAUCUGCCAGCGAUGCCGCGAUGCCAAGCAGGAGAUUCGCCGCUCGAACCGAGCUCGGACGGUGCCCCGCAAGCGCUUCUGUGACUGA